Molecule: messenger RNA, 1107 nt
Organism: Linnemannia hyalina
Lineage: Eukaryota; Fungi; Mortierellomycota; Mortierellomycetes; Mortierellales; Mortierellaceae
Source: the annotation of a GenBank genome assembly
AUGUCAACAGCAGACAGCCACACAUCAACAGGACCAUCAACACCAACAGGAGGAGACGACUCGACGCUCUACUACAAGGCCGUGGGAUCGAUCGCCCUCUACUUCACAACCGUCAUCUCGGCCCUCGUCAUUUGCAUUGCCAGAACGCGCUUCACCGCCAGCAACGCCCUCUACAUCCUCAUCGCCGUCUCUUCACUCUUUAUUACCUGGUACUAUAUCCUUUCCUUCUUCCAGAAGGAGUAUGUUACCUUGGGUUCCGACCUGAAUCGGUUUAUCCUUGAGUCUGACCUCUUCGUGCAAGCAUACGCGAUUGUGACAAACACCCUCCCGAAAUGGUGGUGGAGCAGUCAACUCCUCCUCCUCACCGGCACCGCCCUCACCUGCUGGUCUGUCGAGGGCCAAACCCUCCGUCUCGAAAAGCAAGCCCAUAACGCCACCAACCCUGCCAAGAAAUCCAAAUGGACUCCAACCUGGUGGUUUGUCCUUCUCGGAUUCUUUGGCAGCAUGUCCGUCGGUGGACCUCUCUUCCUCGCUCAACUGGACCCUAACCCCAAGAUCACCCGGACCCAGACCAGAACCGUCCCUACCCUGUUGGCGCUCUUGAUCCUCUUGGGUGAAGUUAGCGUCAUUGCUACUCCAUUCCUCCCAUCCAUGUCGCGCGAAUUUAUGAUCAACUUGAUUGCUACCCAUGCGCUCUUCUUGGUCCCGGCGUUGUUGACCUUCAACCCGGAGACCCACAAGGGUAUCUCGACCUUCAGCCUCCCACGUCUGUACUUUAUCCUGUCGAUCAUUGGUCUGCUCAGUCAUACCUUCUACACGCUCCCAUUCAUUUUCUCGCCCAUCAUGAAGCCCAAGGUUCUCUACAAUGCCCUCUGGUUCAACCACUGCCAGACUUCUAUUAGUGCCGACAUGAUCCUGAACAACCUCCUUGCGGCCGUGUAUAUGAUCCAAUCCAGCAAACAGUUGAAGAAACUCAAGGUUGGCCUUGCCUUGACUUUGGCGCUGCCUGUUCUUUCUGUCAGCACUGUGUUGCCGCUUUACCUUGGAUGGAGGGAGCGGCAGUUGGUUGUUAGGAAGAGCGUUAAAGACGGAAAGAAGAAGGCGUAA